Molecule: messenger RNA, 815 nt
Organism: Drosophila bipectinata
Lineage: Eukaryota; Metazoa; Arthropoda; Insecta; Diptera; Drosophilidae
Product: chymotrypsin-1
Biological process (GO): proteolysis
Molecular function (GO): serine-type endopeptidase activity
Source: RefSeq, a predicted model, not a curated record
AUGAUUCGAGUACUCCUGGUGGCGUUGAUACUUUUCCAACCGGAGACCCUCGCUCGAGAGUCCAAAAUCUUUGGUGGCGAAACAAAGUCCGUGGAGAACUACCCGUAUCUGGUUAAUAUUCGACGUGGUGGCGCCUUCCGCUGCGGCGGGGCUCUAAUCUCGCCCAGCUGCGUCCUCACGGCGGCCCAUUGCCUGGAGGGAAGACCCGACAGCCUCAGGGACUUGAGCGUCCACGCCCUACAGCAGUGCCUCAGUGAUGAACCCGCACCGGAGCACGUUCGUCAGGCUUGGUAUGCCAGAGUAAGCCCCGACUACAUGCCAAGUCGUGGCCUGGACGCCGACGUGGCUGUGAUCCGAUUAUCCCGUCCAUUCGACAUAGCCGGACGGGCUAGUUUCUUGAAGAUCGACUACAACGACCUGCCCCGGCACGUGAAUCUCACAAUCAUGGGCUGGGGCAUGACCCAGGAGCACUUCCAGAACUGGAAUCAGUGCCUUCAGGUGGCAGAGAUCCAGAAGCUGCCGCAAAGGGAAUGCAUCCAUCGGAUAGCCACUCCCCAGUAUCCCGUCACCGAAAACAUGUUCUGUGCCCUUGGCGAAAAUGCGACGGAUGCUUGCCAGGGUGACUCCGGAGGACCGGCUGUCAGCGAUGGCCGCAUCGCGGGCCUUGUCUCCUGGGGUUACGGCUGUGGAAGAGGCCAUCCCGGGAUCUAUACCCGGCUCAGCAGCCCUCGGAUUUCCUUUUGGCUAAAGUACUUUGUGGCGGGCCACUGUUGGGGGUGACCAGGCGGGGCAAUCAAGUAUACAACAAAGCCCUA